Venturia canescens is the source of this 1593-nucleotide messenger RNA. RefSeq names its product centrosomal protein of 83 kDa-like. NCBI's taxonomy places the organism in Eukaryota, Metazoa, Arthropoda, Insecta, Hymenoptera, Ichneumonidae. The coding region runs from base 428 to 1360 and encodes 310 amino acids. The record is from RefSeq and is a predicted model, not a curated record. The transcript has 3 exons.
UUUCGAGCAGUGGAAUCAAUUAAUUGGAAGCCAUCGAUAUCGGAGAUUGCAGGUCGUUUGAGUAGAAGAAAUUUGGCGAGUAGUGCGUCGAUCUCGGGCAAAAAAUGUGCUCCAAUAAAUCUGACGUUUUGCUGUUUUGACGUUAGAAUUGUUGCGAACCCUCGGAAUCUCGCCGCCUCAAUUCUACGACGAAAACUUUUUUGCAACGACUCCAACUUCCUGGCACAAUUCUUUGGAUUUUGAUGACCACGAGGAGUCGGACAUUUUUCCUAAUAUUUCCGAGAGUGAAGGAUCGAUCAAGGAACCCUAUUUCGACAGGGAAGCAAUAAUCGAACGACUGAAUAUCGCUAUCGAAGAAGGCAAAAAUAUCCAAUCGAGGAACAAUUGCUUCCACGAAUACCUCGUCGAGCACUUCAAAAGAAAACAGAUGAUGCACGUCUGUACCAACGAGUCCGAGGAUGACGUCUUGUUGAACGAGUAUUUAAGGAAGCUGGACGAAUUGGAAAGAUCGAACGAGGAGCUGAGAGCUUCUGGCGAUGAUUGGGAAGCUGAGCUCACCCGAACGCGUGCUCGAAUAAGGGAGAGGAAAGAAGAUGCGAAAAACGAAACGAACGAAAUGAUAAGCAAAGAGCGUGAGAUUGGCUCCUCCUCGUGGCAGUGUGGAAAGCCACUGAGUAUGAAAAGAGUCCAAGCUUUGAUGACGCGACAACUUGACAGAAUGAGGGACAUCGCAAAAUUUCGUAUCCGUUAUACGCGAUUGAGAAACGAAUUAGUAGAGGUAGAAGUGGAACUAAAACGUGGCGCGAUAUCGGGCCCGAAUUUAACGAAGGAGGAUUACGAGCGACUGGAGGCCGAGCAAUUUCGUUACAAGCUCGAAUUGCAAACGAUGAAAAACGAGUGCGUUCGAUUUCGCGAUCGUCGGGAUAAUCUCAUCGUUCGUAUUAAAGAGAUGCCGGAAAAAAUGAAGGGAGUGGAUAUUUCACUAGAAAAGUGUGAAAAAAUGAUGAUCCUUUUGAAGUACUCGAUAAAGUUGCAACUGCAAGAGCGAAAAAUUUGGCUCGCUAAAUUGGCCGAUGCGAAACACUUUGUACGGAAUUUCAACGAAAUAAUCGGGGCCACCGAGCGUCCGGAAUUCGCCACGAGAAUUACAAAUAUUAGGAAGGAACACGAAGAGUGGAUGAAAAAAAUUUCAAGCUUUUUGAGCGACAUCAGGAAUUUAGGACAGUCGUUGAAUUCGCUGAGGGCAAACUUGAUGCUGCAUGGCCAAGAAUUGGAACGAGUAUCGAGGCAAAUUCGCGAUAAAUCAGUCUUUGAUUCGGCGAACGAAAGAACUUCGGGCGGGCACGUUUCACGAGGAUGAAAAAAGUACGAACAAAAUCAUCGACAUUUGUUUAUCGUACGUUUAUUAAAUAAUUAUUUUGAUUUCGUUGUUGUUUUUGUUGAUUUUUUUUUUUUUUUUUUUAUAUUAGCAACAGUUUCGUAUAAAUAAGGGGGCGGGGAAAGGCCUUGUUAAAAGAUCGUAAAAAUAACGAAUUAUUGGUCGAUUAUUCGUUUUUUUUGCUUAAUAACGCCCUCGUAUGUUCGAACACAUUU